This is a messenger RNA of Striga hermonthica, 1248 nucleotides long. The record is from the annotation of a GenBank genome assembly. NCBI's taxonomy places the organism in Eukaryota, Viridiplantae, Streptophyta, Magnoliopsida, Lamiales, Orobanchaceae.
AUGGCAACUUCAAGGCUGUUCACUCUCCUCGGACCCUCAUUUCUCCGCAGCUCUCGCAGCUGUCGUCAAGCUCCAUCCGUGAAUUACAGCAGAAGCUGCCUCAUCCCUUCCCUGCGGUUCGAGCGGUACAGUUCCUCAGCGUUGGCGCUCGAUUCCGGUUCUUCUACACUCAGUGAUGCUCCUACUCCUGCGGUUCCUGCUCACCCGUGGCCCGAAUGGGUUAAUUUUGUCGACCGAUUGAAGGCCAAGGGCUACCUGACUCAAAUUGGCGCCGUUUCCGAUCAUGGAGGCGGUGGCGGCAGUGAUAGUGAAGGGCUUGUCGAUUAUAAGGAUAUGAAGAUGGUUAAGGAUGCAUGCUUGAGCUUUGGGCGUGAUCGUUAUGACAUUUUCAAGUCGUUAUCCAGCCAAGACAUACAAAUAAUCGUUGAGAAGGGUUGUCCGAAUCUUUUCAGAAAGGCAGUUAAUUCAGCGAAGAGGCUGAGAGCUCAUCUAGACCUUGAUGAAGCAGAUGUUUGCAGUUCUUGCAAUCUGCGCGAAUCAUGUGACAGAGCAUAUGUCAUUCUAAACGACUCUGAAGCUGCGGCGCCACGUACAGUAGAUGUAGUUCGUAUCUUAUUGCUCUAUGCAUUGGACCCUGUUGUUAUUUCUGGUGAAAAUAAGCCUUCAAGUCCAGGUAGAGAGCUUCUUGAAUCAUCUGUGAAGAAAUUGCUGUCUCAGUUGAUCGAGCUGGGUGAUACACAGCCUGAUCCAGAUCUUCCAAAACCUGCUACUGUAACUUCUCAAAGAAAGAAGCAGCCUAAUGAUUUACCAGUCAAUAUAAGCUCAAAACAUGUUGAAAUGAAGAGACGAGAUUGGGUGUGCAAGGACAAUGUAAUCGUGGAAAAAGCCCCAAAAGUCAUGAUUUUGUGUGCAACAAAUUAUUGCAGGUGCAACUUUUUGAAUUUUGCCAGAAAUACACGAUGUCGACAAUGUGACCUAGAGGUAAACAAGAGCGUACCCAAUGAUGAAACUAAAAUGAAAAAAGGAGACUGGAACUGCCCAAGUUGUUCGUUCAUGAAUUUUGCAAGCAAGAGGCAGUGUCACCGCUGUCAAGCGCCGCGCCUUCAGAGGCAGCUGAAGGAAGGGGAUUGGGAGUGCCCCGAAUGCGAUUUCAUGAAUUUCGGCAGGAAUGCCUCCUGCAAGAGAUGCAAUCACAAAAGGCCUGGGGAGAACGCCGUGGACCGGGGAACCUGGAAGAAGCCUUAUUAA